This is a messenger RNA of Rhincodon typus (whale shark), 5007 nucleotides long. RefSeq lists its product as uncharacterized. The transcript is spliced from 14 exons. Bases 1 to 5007 code for a protein of 1668 amino acids. The record is from RefSeq and is a predicted model, not a curated record. Lineage: Eukaryota; Metazoa; Chordata; Chondrichthyes; Orectolobiformes; Rhincodontidae. Gene Ontology annotation, molecular function: guanyl-nucleotide exchange factor activity.
AUGGUCGCUGAAUACCAAGGCUGCCUUUUCCUCCACCAGGGCUGGCCCCUGUGCCUGGGGGAACAGCUGGUGGUGCAACUCUCGGCGCUGGACUGGAGGGCGCUGCAGCCGGAGGACUUCUACCUGCAGCUGGCGCCGCGAGGCUCCCGCGGAGCGACGCUGCUGCUCAAGUGCCGGGCCUGGGGCGUCGAGCAAGAGGAAGAGGAGGAGGGCGGGGGGAUAAUCGAAGUGCCGAUCCCCGAGGACUCCUACCCCCACCUCUUCACCGCCGAGUGGCUGGACGGCGUCAACCGGGAGCUGCAGGAGGAGGAGGGGGGCGGCGGCGGCGGCAAUGGGCGGGGCGGCCGGCCCCCGCGCAGACUCAGUAACUGCCUGCUGGCCGCUGCCGGCGGCCGGCUCCGGCGCAUGCGCUGGUCCCGCCUGGUCUGCCCGCGCCUGCGCGAUCCGGCGGCCACCGCCGGCCGGCCCCGGGCUUCGGGUGACGGGGCGGCUGCCGAGCCCGAGGAAGGAGACGACUCCCUUCAUCUCAGACCCGCCGCCGCCUCCUCCUCCUCCACCGACAAAAACAACGGAGAACGGGACGGGCGGGAUCCGACUUACCAGGAACACGAGGACGGCGGCGAAGGUGGAGAGUACGUCGAGCUUCGGGAAAUUACCACGCGAGCCGACGCUCGAAUGACGACGGACGACGCCGCCGCCGCCGCUACCAGGCGACCGCGCCUGCGCUCCAGCACGUUGCCGGCCGUCGGCCCCCGGGUGGGGCGUCGAAGGAGGGCCGCGCAGGCGCAACACAGGGCGUGGGUCCACCAGCCGCGGCGCAGGCGCCGCCAGGGCGCGUGCGGUGUGGAGGGGGAGGGGAACGGUCGGCGAGGCGUCGACGCCCCGCUGCGCGCGGUCCUUCGGGCCCACGUGGGCCGGGCCCAGUCGCCCGGGGAGACGGAGCCCGACGGCCCUCCCGACUGGGGGGGAGUCCGUGACGUUGAGCCCGUCCCGCGGCCCUCCAAUCGGCGGGCGGAGGGAGGGUCAGGUGACGGUGCGCCGUCGGCCAGGCAGAGCGUAUCAUUGGCUGAGCGGGGCGGGCUAAUCGUCGGGAGCCGACCGUCGUCGGCCGGGCAGGGGGCGUCGGUCAGCAGCAGCGUGCGCUCAUUGGCUGAGCCGGGGGAGUCGACUGGGGGCGGGCAGCUACUGGCGGAACCCGUCGGCGGGACUGGCUUGCCAUUGGUCGAGCGGGAUGGCGGCACCAUCGGGCCUGGGACCUCAUUGGCCAGAGAGCCGAGGCCGACGGUUGGAGCCGCCGAGCCAUUGGCUGGUGCGGAGGAAUCGGCUGGCGCUGAAACGUCAUUGGCCGAGCCUGGCAGAUUGCCGCUCGGACUGGAAGGGCCAUUGGCCGGGCAGGGUGGGUCAGUAGUCGGGGCGGAGCUGCCGUUGGCCGAGCGGUGGGGAUCGGCUGCUGUUCCACCUCCAUUGGCUGGCCAGGACAGAUUGGCCUUUAGGGCGGAGCUGCCAUGCGCCGAGCGGGAGAUUCCAACGGCGGGAACCGACCGAUCACUUACUGAGCAGGGGCGAUCGGUAACCGAGAGGGAACGCCCUCGGGGUGAGCAGCCGUCUUCGGCCGGGCCACCGGGAUCUACAACGGCGCUCGCGGCCGAACCGAGAUCGGAAAGGGAUCCGCCGGGCCGUGAGGUCGGAGGUCAGGGGGGCGCGGUGGAGGAAGCCGCCGCCGACACGUUGGACGCCCGUCAGGCCCUGGGGCCUUCGGAGUGUCGCAGCGAGGUGGGUGGCCCCAGCGAUGGCACAGCCCUGAUCGGGUCAGCACCUACCCCUGUGCCCGCUGACGAGAGAGCCGGCCAAGGGAGCCCGACCGAGGUCGGGCAGGAGGAGGAGGAGGCGGGAGAAACUGGCUUGCAACCCAACGGAGGCGUCUGGCAAGAGGACAACAACCGAGAGCUGGCCCAAGAAGGUUCUGAUGAAGCUUGUCUGGCUGGAAACAUGACCAAAACUUGGGACGAUCUGGAGGACUUAUUGCCUUGGCCGUACUGCAAUUCCUCUCCCCAUCGAUCACACGCUUCCAUGCCGCAACCGUCUAAAGCCUCGUUGCACCAUCUACCCAAUGACCCACAUUGUAACGUAUCGUAUCAACAACGGCCUGUCUCCCCGUCUCGCCCACAGUCCGUCUCCCAGCCUCACCCACAGCCCAUCUCCCCAUCUCGCCAGCUCUCUGACUCCCCGUCUCACCCACGGCCUGUCUCACCAUCUUGCCAGCUCCAUGACUCCCCGUCUCACCCACAUCCCAUCUCCCCGUCUCGCCAGCUCCAUGACUCCCCAUCUCACCCACGGCCCGCCUCCCCGUCUCGCCAGCUCUCUGACUCCCCGUCUCACCCACGGCCCAUCUCCCCGUCUCGCCAGCUCUCUGACUCCCCGUCUCACCCACGGCCCGUUUCCCCAUCUCACCCACGGCCCAUCUCCCCGUCUCGCCAGCUCCAUGACUCCCCGUCUCACCCACGGCCCAUCUCCCCGUCUCACCUACGGCAUGAUUCCCCAUCUCGCCAGCCGUCCGAUCCCCCGUCUCGCCAGCUGUCGGAUCCCCCGUCUCGCCAGCCGUCGGACCCCCUGUCUCGCCAGCCCUCGGACCCCCCGUCUCGCCAGCUCCCGGACCCCCCGUCUCGCCAGCGCCCGGACCCCCCGUCUCGCCAGCUCUCCGAGUCCCCGUCUCGCCAGCUGUCCGAAUCCCCGUCUCGCCAGCUCUCCGACUCCCCGUCUCGCCAGCUCUCGGACUCUCCAUCUUGCCAAGCAUCUGAAGUCUCAUCUCUUCGCCCACCCACUCUUGGAGUCGGGGAUAGUUGUUUCAAAAUGCAGAAGACACUGAGUACUCAAGAUCAAGCCUUUCCCAUUGGCCAUUACCCUGCCAAUUUGCUCAAGCUUGAUAUGGAGAUCAUUCAUUCUGGGGUUCUCUGCCUUCCAGGGAACAGGGACAGAAACGGUCGGGCAUUGAUCAUCGUGACGACAGAGAACGCUGUCUGGGAGAGCCCGAAAUGUUCCAGCACACAACUGGCCAGGAUUCUGACGUACUACUAUGCCAUCUCGAAGAAGGAGGUGCAGAACGAGGGCUUCCGGGUCCUGAUAGACGCCCGAGAGCGCCAGCCUGCCGCUGCCCUGCGCCGAGCCCUCCACAUCUUCCAGAAAACCGUACAUGGUGGGAUUCAUUCCAUCCUAGUGCUGGCUGCCAAGGAGUCUUCAGUCAAUAUGGAGGUGCUGGCGGGUGUGCAGACAGAAACGCUGACGUCCAUCCGCUCCCUGCACAAGUAUGUGGAGCCUGCCCAGCUGACCCCAAGCUUCGCUGGAGGGUUCCCGUACAGCAAUGAAAAGUGGGUUCGCUAUCGACUGGAAAUCCCUGUCCUUAUUGAGGAGGAUCAGAUGUUAAUGGGGCAGGUCCUGCAGGAUGCCAGGCUGAUCGGGCUUCAACAGGAAGGAGCUGCCAUCCUGGUGAAGCUAAAGAGAGAAACCAUCAGCAUCUGUGGCUCGGACAGUUACAUGCCUGACCUGGAUGUGACUUGCACCCUGUACAACCAAGUGGAUGAAGAGCUGCACCGUCUGGUUCAGGUUUCGAACCGUCGGCAAAGGGACCUGGAGAAGCUGGCCCGGUUCUGGCGCUUCGAGGAUCAAUAUCGCCAGGUGAGCGAGUGGCUCAGAGACGUGGGAGAGCCGCGGCUGGACAAAUACGAGACGGUUGGAGACUCCCUCCCCGCGCUCCGGACGCAACAGAGAGAAUUCCAAGACUUGAACCACGCGGCACUGGUGAGUGUGUUGCAGAAAGAGCACUUUGCCAUGUACGCCCUGUACAUAAGGAACAAACCUCAGUGUGACGCGCUCCUGGCCAGAUACGGCAGCCCUUUCUUCAAGAGGAGGCAGCUGUGCCUGGGUGACCGGAUGGAGCUGGGCUCGUACCUACAGAUGCCCAUCCGAAGGAUGAUGAGGUACGUCGUCCUGCUACAGGAGCUCAUAGCGGAGUGCAGUGCCGAGAACGCCCAGGACGCACGCAGCCUGCAUGCCGCCAUGGAGAUGGUCCAGUUCCAGCUUCAUCACGGUGACAACCUCGUCGCCAUGGACGCCAUCAGGGAGUGUGACGUGAAUCUGAAGGAGCAGGGCCAGUUACUGCGCCGUGACCGAUUCACGGUAUGGUGUGGGCGCCGCAAGUCCGUGCGCCAGGUCUUCCUCUUCGAGCAACUCAUCGUCUUCACCAAGGUGAAGCGGGUGGACAGCGGGCCAGAGACCUACGUCUGCAAGUCCUCGCUGAAGGGGUCUGGUCUCGGGGUCGUGUUACCCCUGACAGACUGGAGAAGUCGGUGGGGGGAGACGGUGGAAGGGUUCACCAGGAGUCUGGAUGGAUCUGAGGGGUGGAUGGGUGGGUGGGAGGCCGUGCUUCCGACUGGAAAGGAGAGGGCACAAGAGGGAGAAACGGGGAGCGUGGGGGUAACCCCUCUGCCCGCACCAAGUGGCCAGGAGCUGGAAGGCAGUGCCCGAGAGUGUGGAGUGGGGGUGGGAGCCACGGGGCGUGGAGGUGUUCGAGGCAGGAUCAGGUGGGCAGCGAGGGGUAAGAGACAGAAGUCAGCAGAGGGGCACGGCCAGUUCGAUCACACUGGCAACAGACGCGACGGGGUGAACGGUCUCCUGUGGAACCAUUCCAGACAAAUACUCAAGAAUGAAACGGUGUCAGGGUCCCUCUGUCUCUCUCGCGUCCCCCUCCCUGGGCAGAGGCAGGGGCCAGCUGCGCAGUUCCUUCACACACUUGGCACAGGCACAGCGGGCAACAGUGGACGGUCUGGUGCUCGGCGUGACUCUGUUCGCAGUCCAAAGCACAGUUGUUUAAAUUGGUGUGAUCCCAACCCAUUUACGGGAAAGAAUUCCUCAUCCCGGCUGUUGAAGGGAACAGAGGCAGGCCCCGAAGCCCAUUGGGGUGGGAGGGAGACUCGGCUUUAUUCGGAAAAAGGUGAAAUGACCACAGCGUGA